Messenger RNA from Gongylonema pulchrum, 621 nucleotides. The record is from the annotation of a GenBank genome assembly. NCBI's taxonomy places the organism in Eukaryota, Metazoa, Nematoda, Chromadorea, Rhabditida, Gongylonematidae.
AUGUUUGAUGGCGACGGGCAUCGUGCGUCUGGACGUGCGGUCGCUUUUCGCUCUGAGAUUUCCGGGCUACUAUCAUGCAGAUCACACACUUCGCGAUGUUCUAGCGAUGUCGACGCCGAUGGUGUACCGUUGAUAUACAGAUGUCGUUUGCUAUAUAGAUGCGAUGAACGGCGACCAGCGGUAGAGGGACUAUCAGAGCUGCAUCUACUAAACCAUGCAAUGUCUGAUUGUCCGGUGGAAUUGGAUCGUGAUCGGCGAUGUACACUUGGAGAAUCGAGAUGCUCGAUGGAUUUUGAACUGACAUGUAGAUCCACUGAUGAUUUCGACUGGCCAUUCAUGGCUGAACUAAACAAGGAGCAGGACGAGGAAGAGGAAUUAUCAUUCACCGAGACUGCCAAAUUUUGCGGCGCACCCAAAUUACUGUCCGCGCCAGCGCUUGCACUACUGCUGCUUCGGGCUUCUUUCAACAGCUGGUCAAUUUGGUCUGCUGACAGAACUGUACUGACCUUUCGCACAUCUAUAACAAGCAUACAGGUCUUUCAAAAAAAUUUUUGUGCUUCGAGUCCUAUGCGAAUUCCUGUCCACUUGCACAUUUACUUUGGCUCUUUCAUAAAUUUCUAA